CGAGCUCUGGUGGAGGAGUGUGGUCGCACCGCCCGUCAGGUCAGCAUGUCCUCGUUGGGGCUCUCUAGGCUGCUGAGGCUGCUGGCUCUGCCGCUCGUGGCCUGGGCCCACUGCCCAUGCUCGGAGCCCGCGCUCUGCCGCCCGAUCCGCCACCGCCCCGACUUCGAGGUCUUUGUAUUUGAUGUUGGACAGAAAACCUGGAAAUCUUAUGAUUGGUCACAGAUUACAACUGUGGCAGCUUUUGGAAAAUAUGACUCAGAACUGAUGUGCUAUGCUCAUUCAAAAGGAGCCAGAGUAGUGCUAAAAGGAGAUGUAUCCCUAAAGGAUAUUGUUGAUCCCACUUUCAGAGCAUCCUGGAUAACUCAAAAAGUUAAUUUGGCUAAAACUCAGUAUAUGGAUGGAAUUAAUCUAGACAUAGAACAAGAAGUUAAUUGUUCAUCACCCGAAUAUGAUGCAUUAACAGCUUUAGUCAAAGAAACCACAGACUCUUUCCAUCGUGAAAUUGAGGGAUCCCAGGUAACCUUUGAUGUAGCUUGGUCUCCAAAAAACAUAGACAGAAGAUGUUAUAAUUAUACUGGAAUUGCAGACGCUUGUGACUUUCUCUUUGUGAUGUCUUAUGAUGAACAGAGUCAGAUCUGGUCAGAAUGUGUUGCAGCAGCCAAUGCGCCCUACAAUCAGACAUUAACUGGAUAUAAUGAGUACAUCAAGAUGGGCAUUAAUCCUAAGAAACUUGUAAUGGGUGUUCCCUGGUACGGUUAUGAUUAUACCUGCCUGAAUCUCUCUGAGGAGCACAUUUGUACCAUUGCAAAAGUCCCUUUCCGAGGGGCUCCUUGUAGUGAUGCUGCAGGACAUCAGGUGCCCUAUAAAACCAUCAUGAAGCAAAUAAACAGUUCUGUUUCUGGAGGUCAAUGGAAUACAGAUCAGCAGGCUCCUUAUUAUAACUAUAAAGAUCCUUCUGGCCAUUUUCAUCAAGUAUGGUAUGAUAAUCCUCAGAGCAUUUCUUUAAAGGCAGAAUAUGUCCAAAACCAUGGCUUACGGGGAAUUGGCAUGUGGAAUGCAAACUCUCUUGACUACUCAAAAGAUACUGUCGCCAAACAGCAAACUGAAGACAUGUGGAAAGUCUUAAAGCCAACGCUAUGACAGAGACGAACAUCUUUUGUCUAUUAAGAUUUAGAAAAAUGUUCUGUAUAAAAAGACCUAAUUUCUUAAAGAGAAAAAAUGUAUAAACUUUUGCCAUAUUGCUAUAAUUUUAGUUAUUAGUGUACUCAAAAAAAUAAAUGAAAAAUAAGAACUACUUUGAGUUCAGAAACUCUACAUUUUAAGUAUACAGGAAAAUAUGGUAAGAAAUAACAUCAACUUACUAUAUAAAUAUUCUUCUAUGUUCUAACAUAAUAUAAUUAAGAACACUUUCUAAAAUUGCUUUGCUAAACGCUUCCCCUGAUAUCAGACAUACUCUUAAAAAUGUGUGCACACAAAAAUGUGUGCCUGGGAAUGUUAUGGAAAUGGAGGGGUGAAUCUGUUAAAAGGUAUAUUUGAAUAAAUAUGUCAUAAUGAUACUCACCUUUGUCCAAUUAAUCUAUACUAAUACGAAGAAUGAAAAUGUAUAAUUUGAAGUGGAAAUUAAGAAGCAGUUUGCUUUGUGGGUUUUUUUCCCCAAUAAAUCUUAUAUUUAAAACCUAGAAUUUUGUCUUUACAUCAUCAAACUGGUGAAAAUAAAGUUUGGCUUGCUGAC
Messenger RNA from Perognathus longimembris pacificus (Pacific pocket mouse), 1732 nucleotides. It is a transcript of the gene Ctbs, whose product is annotated as chitobiase. Gene Ontology annotation, biological process: carbohydrate metabolic process; chitin catabolic process. Gene Ontology annotation, cellular component: extracellular region. Bases 46 to 1140 code for a protein of 364 amino acids. Gene Ontology annotation, molecular function: chitinase activity; chitin binding. The record is from RefSeq and is a predicted model, not a curated record. Lineage: Eukaryota; Metazoa; Chordata; Mammalia; Rodentia; Heteromyidae. The transcript is spliced from 7 exons.